GCCGUGCCGUGAGCGCACUAAAGCACGGCACACAGGAAAACAGCACAUCUGCGGGAGAAACCACACAUCUGGAUCUGCUUUUUUAGAGGAGUGAGAUAUUCAUAGAAACAUGGAGCACGACAUACAAGUAACAACAUCAUCCAUCCUUUCCACAAUCCCUACGAACGUCUCCGGGAACAGCCUCACCAACGACACCCAGUGUCCGCAUUGGGAAAUGUGGGACUGGUUGUACGUCAUGCAGCCUACUUUCAUGUUCACCAUCUGCGUGCUGGGAAUCCUGGGAAACGUCUUCGUCCUGCUGGUCUUCGGCCUGCAUAAGAAAGCGUGUACGGUGGCGGAAAUCUACUUGGGGAACCUGGCGGCCGCUGACCUCCUGUUGGUCUUGUGUUUGCCGUUCUGGGCCAUCAACAGCAUCGAUGGGUUUAACUGGCGAUUCGGCUCGCUCAUGUGCAAACUAGUCAACACAGGCAUCAGAAUGAACAUGUUUUGCAGUAUUUACUUGCUAGUGUUGGUAAGCGCCGACCGCUUCAUUGCACUGGCCCACGCAUUGUCACGCGGUAGAAUGAGGCGACCGCGGUGCGCCAAGCUCAACUGCAUCGCCGUCUGGGUUUUCGGAUUAAUCUUCAGCAGCCCAACGCUUCAUUUCCGGGACACUCGAUUCAUCCCGGAGCUGAACAUCACGGCAUGUAUUCUGAACUAUCCGAACCCCAACAUCGGCCUCGUGUGCGACAUUCUUCUCAUCUUGCUGGGCUUCAUCGUCCCAUUUUUGGUGAUCUCCUACUGCACGCUGAAGAUCAUCCGAGCGUUGCGUGAGCAGGUCAUCGACCGCUUCAAUGCGGAAAACACUGAAAGGAAAGCCACCGUCCUGGUGCUGGUGGUGCUGAUGGUGUUUCUCUUGUGUUGGGUGCCGUUCCACCUUGUGACCCUCAUGGAUAUCCUGAUGCGCUUUGGCAUCUUCAGCGGAUGCGACUUUGAAACCGCUGUGGACGUUUCCAAUCAGAUAUUCACCUACUUGGCUUUGAGCAACAGCGUGUUGAACCCGAUACUCUACGUGAUCGUGGGCAAGAACUUCAGGAAGAAGGUCAAAGAGCUGAUGAAGCAACUUACGGAAAAAAAAAAUGAUUCGACAAGCAGUUCUACAAGAUCACAGCUUUCGUCAACCUUAAAGACCUUCACGACAUUUUAAGAACAUUAUGUACGAAAUGUCAAUAGGCACAAAUUAAAACGAUAAUUUAAUGUUUGUUUAAUAAUUUUGACGGAAGUUGUAAAUAGAUUAUUGAUGCAUGUUUUACAAGAACAUACUAUUUCAGUGUUUCUAUUUCAGAUUUAAUUCAGCAUGUUACUUGCCAUUUCUUUGUAAUCCUUCGUCAAAUUUACAGAUCUUCACAAGAUAUUAAGACCAUUAUGCAUCAAAUGUCCAUAGGUACAAAUGAACCCUUUCAUGUAUGGUGUCCACUACAGUGGACCGAUAUUUGGAAGCCAUUUGAACCAUUAAGUUGUAGCAUCAUGUCCCAACCAACAACUGGUGAACCACAAAAGUGUUGUCUACGAUUACAUUUAAUUGUUGUCUUUAUAUCAUUUUUUGCUGUUGUUGUUGUUUUGAGAUAUAUUGCAUAAUGUAUUCAAAAAGGCAGAGGGAAGAGGAGAUGCACCAAGUGCCUCAGGAAUAGGUGUUAAAUCCAAAAAAAUAUAUUUCAGCCAAAUAGGAUGUCAGAAAUACUUUCAUCCAGAUUUAAACAAUAUUUUUCUUAU
Onychostoma macrolepis is the source of this 1752-nucleotide messenger RNA. It is a transcript of the gene bdkrb2, whose product is annotated as bradykinin receptor B2. The record is from RefSeq and is a predicted model, not a curated record. Bases 110 to 1186 code for a protein of 358 amino acids. Gene Ontology annotation, cellular component: membrane. Gene Ontology annotation, molecular function: bradykinin receptor activity. Lineage: Eukaryota; Metazoa; Chordata; Actinopteri; Cypriniformes; Cyprinidae. The transcript has 2 exons. Gene Ontology annotation, biological process: neutrophil chemotaxis; smooth muscle contraction; vasoconstriction.